AUGGACACGGCGGGUGAUCCCCAAUACAGGAGGAGUUGGGGGGGAUCACCCACCUUCGCCCCCCCCCCUCCCAGCCGCACCCCUGGGGUGGGUGACACCCCACGUCCCCCCCAUACAAUCCGGGGCUGCGGCCCUUUAAUUUCCCCCCUCCCAGUCUCAAAAUGGCCGCCGGGGUUGACACGCGGGGAUCCAUCCAGGAGCGCGCGGGAAGCGGGACCCCCGCCAUGUGCUCCCUGGGGCUGUUUCCCCCCCCCCCCCCCCGGGGAUCUCACCCUCUACGAGUUCAACAACGGCCUCGUCAGCGGCCGCCUCAGCCACGAGCCCACCCCCCCCCUGCACCCCCAGCUCCCUGUGCUCAGCCUGCCCAGGGACACCCUCAAGGCCCAUGGGCGCCUGGAGCAGAGCACCCGCCCCCCCUUCAUCCACCACCGGGAAUCCCUCUGGAAGCGGAGUCUGAGUGCCUGGAGGGACCUGGGUCUGUGGGGGGUCCUGAAGGAAAUUGCCACGGCUGAGGAGGAGGGGCUGCAGUGGGAUGAAGAGGGGCUCGACCUUCACGCUGGCUGUGUGCCAUUGGCUCUCCUCCCUCCAUGGUUCCCUCUUCCCCACCUCUCCCUGACCAGUGAGGACAUGAUUGUGGCCUUCUCCAGGCUGUGGACUGGACCAACUGCACCAUCAGAGCCUUUCUCCUGGCACCCCCACACCAGUAAAUUUGCUGUGGCUCUCCUGGAUGAUUCCAUCCGAGUCUACAACUCCACCAGGUCUCCUCCUUCCCCUGGGGUAUUCAGAGCCCUCCUCAGGAGAAGACUCCACCGGCGGCUCCUGCAGCCUCCCCGCUGCUCUCCCCCCACUCAACCUCUGUCCCCAAGCUGGGACUUCAAACCAGCAAGUGCCACCUCCCACCCCGGGGCUGGGCUGGGGACAACCCAGGACAUGGCACUUGAUGCCACCAGUGCCACCAUCCCCUCCCUGAAGCAUCGCCUGCAGAGGAACGUGGCUGCCAUGGCCUGGAAGCCCCUUUGUGCCUCCAUCUUGGCUGUUGCCUGUCAGACUUGUGUCCUCGUGUGGCACUUGGACCCCACCUCCCUCUCUACCAGACCUUCCUCAGGUUGUGCUCAGGUGUUGUCCCACCCCGGGCACAGCCCUGUCACCACCCUGGCCUGGGCUCCAAGUGGGGACCGUUUGCUCUCAGCGUCACCCAUGGACACGGCCAUGCUGGUGUGGGAUGUGUCCACUGAAAACUGUGUCCAGCUCCAGUGGUUUGGAGGUGGUGGUGUCACCUUCUUGUCUUGGUCACCCGAUGGCAGCAAGGUCCUUGCAGCCACCCCUUCCGCUGUCUUCCGGGUGUGGGAAGCUCAGAUGUGGACGUGUGAGCGGUGGCCGACAAUCAAGGGACGCUGCCAGACUGGGUGCUGGAGUCCUGAUGGGAGCCGCCUCCUCUUCAGUGUUCUGGGAGAGGCUCUGAUCUUCUCUCUCUCCUUCUCUGAGUAUCGGGGGGAGCUGCAGGGCCAAGUUGGGGGCUCCAAAAGGGCCUCGAUUGUCGCUGAUCUCUCUGAGACCUCCUUUGAGACCCCCUAUGGGGAGGAGAGGAUCGGAGGAGAAGUUCACUCCAUGGUGUGGGACCCCACAGGAGAGAGGUUGGCAGUGAUCAUCAGAGGACCCCCCAACACCCCCGGAUCUCAGGUGGUGGUAGCUGUGUUCCGCACCCGCAACAGCCCCAUCUUUGAGCUCCUGCCCUGUGGUUUCCUGCGAGGUGAGGAGGGGGCACAACCCCAGCUCAUUGCCUUCCACCCCUCUUUCAAGAAAGGAGCUCUCCUGACCGUGUGUUGGUCCACAGGGAAGAUCACCCACAUCCCCUUCUUCUUCAUCAGUGGCCACGUCCCCUGUGGCAGCCCCGAUGUCACCGUCCUGCCCAGCGCCAGCGUCCGAGAGCAGCCGCUCUUCUCCGAGCUGUGAUCUCGGUGUCCCCAACACCUUUCCCAGGAGCCAGGAUUGGGACAUCCCCUCCAUCCUCCUCCUCCUCUGGGUUCACUCUUCAUCCCCUAUAGGGGGUGGGAGGUUUUUGGUUUUUUUUGGGGGGGAGGUUGUGUUCUGGAAGGUUCUGCUGGGGUCUGGGGACAUUUUGGGAUGUGGGAUCCAGGGAUCCAUUUCCUGGAGCUGAAAUUAAAGUGGAUUUAAGGCCCUUCUGGUGGA
Calypte anna (Anna's hummingbird) is the source of this 2190-nucleotide messenger RNA. RefSeq names its product aladin WD repeat nucleoporin (gene AAAS). The record is from RefSeq and is a predicted model, not a curated record. The transcript is spliced from 19 exons. Gene Ontology annotation, molecular function: protein binding. Lineage: Eukaryota; Metazoa; Chordata; Aves; Apodiformes; Trochilidae. Gene Ontology annotation, cellular component: nuclear pore. Bases 1 to 1953 code for a protein of 650 amino acids. Gene Ontology annotation, biological process: nucleocytoplasmic transport.